Molecule: messenger RNA, 3080 nt
Organism: Motacilla alba alba
Lineage: Eukaryota; Metazoa; Chordata; Aves; Passeriformes; Motacillidae
Gene: TUBE1
Product: tubulin epsilon 1
Exons: 12
Coding region: 24-1469 (481 amino acids)
Biological process (GO): mitotic cell cycle; microtubule cytoskeleton organization
Cellular component (GO): microtubule; cytoplasm
Molecular function (GO): GTP binding; structural constituent of cytoskeleton
Source: RefSeq, a predicted model, not a curated record
AGGCCUGCGCCGGCGGCUCUGCCAUGACCCAGUCGGUGGUGGUGCAGGUGGGACAGUGCGGGAACCAGGUGGGAUGCCGUUUCUGGGACCUGGCGCUGCGGGAACACGCCGCUGUCAACAAGAAGGGAAUUUAUGAUGAAGCCUUAAGCAGUUUCUUUAGGAACAUAGAUACAAGAAGUGGUGAUAAUGGUCCUGAUAUUUACAAAGGAAAAAUCUGCUCUUUAAAAGCACGAGUAAGACAAUCUAUAAAGGCACUGUUGAUUGACAUGGAGGAGGGUGUAGUAAAUGAAAUUCUACAGGGACCAUUGAGGGAUGUGUUUGAUAGCAAGCAGCUUAUCACAGAUGUUUCUGGUUCAGGAAACAACUGGGCUGUAGGUCAUAAGAUAUAUGGCUGUCAGUACCAGGAAAACAUAGUGGAAAAGCUGAGAAAAACUGCUGAGCAUUGUGACUGUCUACAGUGUUUCUUUAUAAUUCAUUCCAUGGGAGGUGGGACAGGAUCUGGUCUUGGAACUUUUGUACUAAAUUUGCUUGAGGAGGAAUUCCCAGAAGUAUAUAGAUUUGUUACUUCAGUUUAUCCUUCUGGUGAAGAUGAUGUUAUUACUUCUCCAUAUAACAGUGUUCUGGCUAUGAAGGAGCUUAAUGAACAUGCAGACUGUGUGCUACCAAUAGAGAAUGAAUCUCUGUUUGAGAUAGUUAAUAAAAUUCAUCAGAUGAUCAAUUCUGGGAAGUUAGGAUCAACUGUGAAGCAAAACAGCUUGGUAACAUCAAGUGCAGGCAGUGCAAAAACACUACAAGAGAAGCCAUUUGAUGCAAUGAAUAACAUUGUAGCCAACUUGCUGCUGAACCUGACAAGCUCUGCUAGAUUUGAAGGUUCCCUAAACAUGGAUCUUAAUGAAAUCAGCAUGAAUUUGGUUCCAUUUCCUCGACUUCAUUAUUUGGUUUCAAGCUUGACUCCUCUGUAUACGCUGGCAGAUGUUAAUGUUCCUUCUAGAAGGUUGGAUCAGAUGUUCUCAGAUGCAUUUAGCAGAGAUCAUCAACUAAUUCAAGCAGAUCCAAAGCACAGCCUCUAUCUGGCCUGUGCACUUCUUGUUCGAGGAAAUGUGCAGGUUUCAGACCUUCGCAGAAAUAUUGAAAGGUUGAAGCCUUCUCUGCACUUUGUCUCCUGGAAUCAAGAGGGCUGGAAAACUGGUUUGUGUUCAGUACCUCCUGUGGGCCAUUCCCAUUCCCUUCUGGCUUUAGCAAACAACACCUGUGUAAAACCAACUUUCAUUGAACUCAAAGACAGAUUUAUGAAGCUCUACAAGAAAAAGGCUCACCUUCACCAUUAUCUGCGAGUAGAUGGGAUGGAGCAAAGCUGUUUUUCAGAAGCUAUAUCCUCUUUGUCUGACCUAAUAGAAGAGUACAAUGAAUUGGAUGCUACAAAAGGUGGGCCUAGAAUAGAUCCUUCAAGACUGAAGAUAGCUGUUUAAAGAAGGAAGAACUGAUUUUAAAAACAACAACAACAAAAAAGCACUUUUCCUAAGCAUCCAGCCACUUCAGUUAACCAGAAUGACUCGCAGCAUGCCUGGCUAUUGUAAUUCCAAAGUGGGUCCAGCACAACAGCUUCCUUACCUCAAGUGUUGUCAUUAAGUGGUGAGCCAUGCCUGUGAGAAAGAUUUGAAGGCACCUAAUUGUGGCUGGUACCAGUAAGCGCAGUAAUCCUAACUGUGGAGUAAAUUGACACGCAAUAUGCUGUGAAGAAGAGGAGGAGAGGAUGCAUGUAGCAGCCAAAAAUGUAAUUAUUUUCUCAGACUUUCAACUUACAGUAAACUAAAGGUUGGUCUUGCUUCAAAGAAGGAUCACCGUUGCGAGAUUUAGUUUUUAACAAGCAACUACGAAGAGAAGAAAAGCCUAUGUAGUCUUUUCAAAGAUGAAAGCAAGUCUCUAAUGAAACUGCUCUCUUGCACUUUGCUGUAGACAUUUCAGAAUGCUCUAAGCUAUGUUCCUCAUUUUAGUAUUUCUGCUCCUGUGUUGUAGUUAACUAUAUUAGAGGAUUCUCAGUUAAUAACAAAAUCAGCAAUAACAGAAAAUAAAUUUUGUUUCAAGUAUUAUGCUUGGAGUAUUAAUUAAUGUUUUAAUGAUGCAUAUUCAUGAAUGCUGAGUUGCACUUGAUAAUGAGAUAAUACAGAAUACCUCCGAGUGAAACGUGCACUUAUGAUGAAGUUAUAAUGACCAUUUGGAGAAAAACACUUAUAGCCUUGAAAGAAUGCAAGUAAAAUAGAUGUUUCAAUAUUUAUAAUUAUCAGGGUAUCAAGCAGCUUUUUAUAUUACAGUAAGAAUUUUUACAAAAGGGAAUGUACAACUAUUUCCAGUUGCUUGCCAGUGAACUGUUACAGAUCAGAAUGGAUUGAUGCAAUGAUUUCUUGAAAUUUAAAGUCCUUCUAGUACAGUUGGAGUGGAUAUGUAAGUAAGCACAAUUUUGAAUGUAUAAGCCCAGAAGUAUUCAAUAAAGUGUUGUUAUAACAUUUGUUGAGAGCGUUUUUAAGAAAAUGUUCUAAAAAUAUUAAUUUUCUUAAGUCUUGCAUCUAUUAUCUGCAGUUGCCCACUUAUUUGUUCCUUUGCACAUCCUGUGUUUAUAACACUAGAGAAAGACUAUCUUGUUGCAAAAGGCAGUCUGAGUUUAAAGUUGACAACUUUUGUUUCAAUGUUUCAGCAUUGAUGUGUUUUACUAUUUCAGAUGUAUAGCAGAAAAUGUUAAUUUAAGAAUGAUAGAUAAAGCAUUACAAGGCAAUAUUUUUUUCCCAAGAGGUUGGAGCAUUUAUUUGUAUUUGUAGGCAAAAGCUUGUUACAGGGGUUAUGAAGCUCUCUUGCUGUACCUUUCACAGUCACCGAGAGUUCUUGUUUGAGCACUGCUGGUGUUAGAUACAUUCCUGAGAAGGAUGUAUUUCCCCAUAUAAAAACAAUUGCAUUUAAAAAGAUGCUCUCUGGCACUGUACAGGUGCUAUUUAAUAAAUGAGUGAAUAUUCACGUGUGUAUUUUCAUUAUAAACACUGCUGUGGCAGGGGUUAUGCUGACUCUUCAGGCUGUGAAUGUGCUGUUGC